UCUGAUGGCUAAUGGAGGUGCACGCAUUAAUCUGAAGGAAAUUGUCUAUUGUUCGCAAGGGUAUAACUCGACGCCGGGAUCAUUGAUGAGGCUGAAUAUCGAAACACUCGUGGCUACAAAAAUCCCUUUGCAAAUUGUGCGGCCUUUCGGGACCGCAGAUCCAAACCCAGAUUUUAGCAGUCCAAACGAUGUUGUUUUAAGCGACCAGUACGAUGGCUACUUUUUCACCGAUCCACCAUAUGGAUACUAUCAAAACUUCCGUCCCGAGAACACCAUGCCGCCUGCUGUUUAUUUCGCCGACAGACGAAGUUUGAAUGUCACACGCAUUUGGUUUUUUCCCUCGAACUACCGGCCAAAUGGGCUUUCGCCGUCCGCCGACGGAUCUCGGUUGUAUGUCGCCAACUCAGGAUUCCAAAUCGGCAACGGUUCAACGGACCCGAGCGUUCCCAUUGUCAUGCACGUCUUCGCCAUGUCCAAAGGCAGCAAGGGUGUUCCCGUGUUGACCGAGAUGGAUCCCAUUUCCACGGCACCGGCGUCGGUGUGCCGGAUACGGCAAGUAUCCCAGUCAAACGACGCGAUAUUUCACGAAGGACCGGUGUUUGUGGAGACCACCAACGAGUUGUAUUUCUCGUCCAACCGCUUUAUUAACAGCAAUGGAGAAGAACAUAUUCGCAUUUCUAAAUUGAAUGUGGCGACGCCGAACGCAAUGCCGGUCACAGUGAUAACCAAUCCCCCGAUUCUGAUGGCCAAUGGAGGCGCACGCAUCAAUCGGAACGAGAUUGUCUACUGUUCGCAAGGAUAUAACGCGACAUCGGCCACUACAGCCAAAUCUGGAUUUUAG
Messenger RNA from Paramacrobiotus metropolitanus, 841 nucleotides. RefSeq lists its product as uncharacterized. The transcript is spliced from 5 exons. The record is from RefSeq and is a predicted model, not a curated record. Lineage: Eukaryota; Metazoa; Tardigrada; Eutardigrada; Parachela; Macrobiotidae. Bases 5 to 841 code for a protein of 278 amino acids.